Molecule: messenger RNA, 1384 nt
Organism: Folsomia candida
Lineage: Eukaryota; Metazoa; Arthropoda; Collembola; Entomobryomorpha; Isotomidae
Product: fibrinogen-like protein 1
Exons: 10
Coding region: 311-1252 (313 amino acids)
Source: RefSeq, a predicted model, not a curated record
CAUUUUGGACACGAUCUCUGCCAGCAUUGAAAAUUAGAAAUACUCCUCGGUCAUGAUUUUCUCGUACUAUUUUUUCUUCCUAAUAUUUUUAGGAGGAGAAGUACAACUUUGUCAACUGGUUGAAGGUUCGGAUCAUAAUGAUGCACAGGCCUUUCGUCGCACCGUUAAUAAUCUACUUGAAAAUCUGGCCGACCAAAUAACCUACAUACCCACGAAGGAUGAGCUCGCCGCGUUGGAAACCAGAUUACACGAGAAAUUGGAUAGUUUACAAACGGAUGUCCUGAAUUAGGAAGCUCUUGUCAACUCGGAGAUGGAAAUGGGUACAAAUUAUGUACAAAAAGAAAUUUACAAUCCGAGGAAGCGAAGGUCAAUUCAGGCGCCAGAUUACGCAGCUACAAAUUAUCAAUUGGGCAUUACACCAGAGGCUCAUAAGCCUAACUUUCAGUCCAAUUUUAACCAAACGUGUCAAUUUGUGGAGCAACUAUUAACCGUGCAGAAGGACCAAGCCACAGUUUUGGACGAGAUAAGGAACACAAGCCACAACAUGCUUCGGGGUGUUGGCGCCAUCGUGGAGGCAGUAGACACAUUGAAACAUGUAUACCAUGAAAUUGGCACAGAGCAGGUGAAGGCUUGUGGGUAUGCUUCCGAGCUUACAAAUUCUACGUUCCGUAAUAAACAACUCGUUUGCGAUAAAGGUUGGACCCUAAUUCAACGAAGGGGUGCUCCAACCCUGCCAGGGAGCGAGAGAACCAAUUUCGAAAGAAACUGGGAAGAUUAUGAGAACGGGUUUGGUACACUGGACCAAGAUUUCUGGCUCGGUUUACAAACCAUUCAUGAACUCACGAUGGCGGGAUAUACGCGGUUACGAGUUGAUCUCGAGGACUGGGAGGGUCACAAGAAGUACGCAAUGUACGGCGUCUUCAAAGUCGGCGGUGCCCGAGACAAGUACAAGUUAACGGUAGGCGAAUAUACAGGGACGGCAGGGAAUUCCUUAUCCUCAAAUUCUGGGGAACAAUUCAGCACAUAUGAUAAUGACAACGACGCCAACACCUUUACCAAUUGUGCUGCUGAAUAUCGAGGUGGAUGGUGGCAAGGAAAUUUUUGUUCUGAAAGCAUCCUGAACUCCGUAUACCACAAUUCCAGUAAUGUCGGAAAACCUGGUGUUGGUGUGAUCUGGUGGCAUUGGACGGAUACAGAAUAUUCUUUAAAGAAGGCGGAAAUGAAGGUUCGCAAGCCGUCGGCAUUUACUUGAGGAGAUUUUGAGCCUGGACCUGGGCAGCGCAGAUGUAAUGGAUACUACUGUAUUUAAAUAUGUACAAGGAAUAUGUCAUCUACGCACAAUAGAAGCAAUACAAUAUUAUUUUUACAUAACAUACUUACCAUA